AUUUUGGAAACUCCCCUGGGGGUGGGGUUAUCCCUCUACUGGCCCUGACCCUCUAUAAAGGGCCAGCCUGCCCUUCAGAGGAUUCCUGCAGAGGAUUUUGAGACAGCCCGUGGAUCUCUCACAGCCUCUGUCCACAGGUGCCAUGAAGGUCUCCGCGGCUGCCCUUGCCAUCAUCCUUACUGCUGCUGUCCUCUGUGCUCCUGCAUUGGCCUCCCCAUAUGCCUCGGACACCACACCCUGUUGCUUUGCCUACAUCUCCCGCCCACUGCCCCGCAGCCAUGUCAAGGAAUAUUUCUACACCAGUGGCAAGUGCUCCAACCCAGCAGUCGUCUUUAUCACCCGAAAGAACCGCCAGGUUUGUGCCAACCCAGAGAAGAAAUGGGUUCGGGAGUACAUCAACUCUUUGGAGAUGAGCUAGAAUGGAGGGCACCUUGAACCUGAACUUGCACAAACUCUCCUGUUGCUGCUUGCUCUUUUCCUAACUAGCUUGGGAGGCUUCCUCCCAAUCCCUCACCUCCACCUCCUUCUUGAAGGACACAGAUUCCACCACACAGCAGCAGUUCCUCACCUAAAGCCUGGAUAAGCUACAAGGCUCUGCUCAGUCAAAACAAAGCCUCUAGGCUCCAAGCUUCAGGCUCCUUGACUUGGCCAUGGCUCUGUGACCAGGAAGGAAGUCAGCGUGUCUCUAGAAGCAAGGAAUGAAGGAAGACGGGGCUCCUGAGCUCCCAUCUCAGCUCCUCCCAAGGGCUGACUGGCAAACGUGAAAAUUCAGCUUUCCAUUAAAAUUUUCAACGCAGUUACAAAGCAGGCUCUUGGUUUGACUUCCUCCUC
Messenger RNA from Nycticebus coucang (slow loris), 831 nucleotides. RefSeq names its product C-C motif chemokine ligand 5 (gene CCL5). The transcript is spliced from 3 exons. Lineage: Eukaryota; Metazoa; Chordata; Mammalia; Primates; Lorisidae. Gene Ontology annotation, molecular function: CCR chemokine receptor binding; chemokine activity. Gene Ontology annotation, biological process: cellular response to type II interferon; positive regulation of T cell chemotaxis; inflammatory response. Gene Ontology annotation, cellular component: extracellular region. The record is from RefSeq and is a predicted model, not a curated record. The coding region runs from base 143 to 418 and encodes 91 amino acids.